Adineta steineri is the source of this 966-nucleotide messenger RNA. The record is from the annotation of a GenBank genome assembly. Lineage: Eukaryota; Metazoa; Rotifera; Eurotatoria; Adinetida; Adinetidae.
AUGAUUGCUCUUGACACAUCAAAAAGUCGUUUAAUUAUUUUUAUUAUAUUGGUUACAUUAACAAUUCCAUCAAUUUUAUGUUCACUCUUUAUAUUUUAUCAUUUUUAUCGAUCACGUAAAUUACGUCAACGUAUUAACAAUCAUGUAGUACUUCUCUUAUUAAUUAUAACUUUUAUACAGGUAAUUGGUGAAUUACCAAUAACUUUAAUUUUUUUACGAACUGGUUCAGCUGCUGUUUCAUCAAAAAAGUUUUGUCAAUUUUGGAUUAUUUUUGAUUAUAUGUUAUUUACUGGUAGUUUAUGGACAAUGGCAAUUGCGAGUAUUCAAAGAUAUUAUUUGGUCUUUCAUCGAACAUUUUUUGAUAAAUAUAUUAUUUUCUUUCAUUAUGUUCCUCUAAGUUUUUGUGUUAUAUAUCCAAUUAUACUCUAUAGUUUCUUGGUAACUAAAUAUUCAUGUAUAACGGAUUUUGAUUAUUCAUCAUGGACAUGUGGAGGUGCAUGCUAUUUAUAUGAACCUGUUCUUGGUUCAAUUGACUGGAUAUUUAAUGGUUGUGUGAACGUUGUUUUAAGUAUUUUAGCAACAUCGCUAAUUAUUACUCGUGUUUUAAUUCAAAAAUGUCGAGCAACAACUCAACGAUCUAUAUGGAAUCGAAGUCGUCGUAUAAUUAUUCAAUUAGUUGCUCUUUCUACACUUUAUAUGUUAGUAUGGUUACCAUGUGUCAUUUGUUUUGUUAUUACACUCUUUAGAUCCGUUCCAGUUCUAUCAUCACUUUAUAUAUCUUAUCUUAGUUAUUAUCAAUAUUUAUCAAGUCUUUUAUGUCCAUUCGUUUGUCUUGCGGGUUUACCCGAAGUAAGACGUGCACUGAAUAAUAUAAAGCCUCUUAACAAACAAAUCGUACAUGAUAUAAGACAAGUUGCAGAAAAUAUAAAAAAUCAUCGUAGAAAUUGUUUGGAAAGUGAUUCAUAA